This is a messenger RNA of Oncorhynchus masou masou (cherry salmon), 2668 nucleotides long. Its product is annotated as polycomb complex protein BMI-1-A-like. The transcript is spliced from 10 exons. Lineage: Eukaryota; Metazoa; Chordata; Actinopteri; Salmoniformes; Salmonidae. Gene Ontology annotation, biological process: negative regulation of transcription by RNA polymerase II. Bases 405 to 1460 code for a protein of 351 amino acids. Gene Ontology annotation, molecular function: promoter-specific chromatin binding. The record is from RefSeq and is a predicted model, not a curated record. Gene Ontology annotation, cellular component: PRC1 complex.
CGCGCCCAGGCAGACUGCAGGAUGCACACGGAAACGGCACAAGCAACGGAAAAUAUGUUUAUCCAAACUAAUGCGUAAGGCAUGGGGAUACGAUUGGCUACCAGGAAUUGGGAACCGAAUGUAACUUGCGUCCGUGUGGAAAUUGUUCCCGGUUGUCGGGAAUCGCACUAAUAUAUUCUAGCGAGGCGUUCUUUACAAAAUGGCAGCCAUAGUGUGGGGACUGACUGUACUCGCUUCGCGAGGGAAGGACUGAUAUUUAUUUUCAUAGCCUAUUAUUCGUCGUCACAUUAGCAUCAACGCGAGCGGUGAUCGGUCUCCGAGCGAAGCAAGUCUCUCGGUAUUGGUCACUGGCAAGAUGCCAAGUAGUGCAACCUAAGUUGCCAUAGAAACGGUCUCUUCCUUCCAUGACGAUGCAUCGAACGACCAGAAUUAAGAUAACUGAGCUGAACCCCCACCUCAUGUGUGUGCUGUGCGGUGGAUACUUCAUCGAUGCCACCACAAUUAUAGAAUGUCUUCAUUCAUUCUGCAAGAUGUGCAUUGUACGCUAUCUGGAGACCAGCAAGUAUUGUCCCAUCUGUGAUGUGCCAGUACACAAAACCAAACCUCUGCUCAAUAUAAGGUCUGACAAAACUCUACAAGACAUUGUCUACAAGCUGGUCCCUGGUCUCUUCAAAAAUGAGAUGAAGAGAAGGAGAGACUUUUACGCAGCACACCCUUCUGUAGAUGCGACGACAAGGUCUAAUGAAGAUCGAGGGGAGGUGGCGGACGAGGACAAGAGAAUCAUCACAGACGAUGAGAUCAUCAGCCUCUCCAUUGAGUUCUUCGACCACAAUAAGUACGUCAACAACAUGUCUCUUACAGUCAGGCUUUUUGGAAAUCAUCCCAUCUACUUGAAAAUGUCUAGGGCUAAAAAGACAAGCGUGGCUGAGGACAAACAGUCUAAAGAACAGGUCAAUAAUAAGAGGUAUCUGCAGUGUCCUGCAGCCAUGACCAUCAUGCACCUGAGGAAGUUCCUCCGCAGUAAGAUGGACAUUCCUUGUACCUAUCAGGUUGAAGUGAUGUAUGAAGAUGAACCCCUGAAAGAUUACUACACAUUAAUGGACGUAGCCUACAUCUACACUUGGAGAAGGAAUGGCCCUUUGCCGUUGAAGUACCGCGUCAGACCGAGCUGUAAGAAGCUGAAGAUGAGUCAUCCGCAGCAGGAGGGCCAGAACAGCACUGGUCGGUCCGCUGAGAGCGACUCUGCCAGCGACAAAGCCUGCAGCCCUGCCGGCGUCCCCUCCACCUCCUCCUUGCCCAGCCCUGGUACCCCGGUGCCGUCCCCACACUUCCCCCACAUCUCCAAACCCGUCAACGGCGCCUCCACCUCGGCCCCUGCCCCUGCCAGACCCUUCCCCUUCGGGAACAAACCGCGGAAGACCUCGCUGAAUGGUUCUUCUUUGUCCUCGGGACUGGCCUGAAAACCGGGCCAACAGCCAAUGCCAGACCGCUCUGCUAAUAUCUUCAUGCCAAUGUCGUUCCAUUGUUGUAGACGCUCUCUUUUUGUUAUCGUUGUUAUAAAUAUAUGAUAUAUGUUUAAUGUAGUGGAAGUGAAGCAUUUCUAUAGGAACAUAGCAGGGUGGGACAUUAAAGGAAAAAUCUACUCUAACAAUAUUUUUGUAUUUUUUUCCGUUAGUACACUUGAUUCAAUUCAAAAAUAUUUUGCAUGUUUGCAGUCAAGUUUUCAAGAUAGGAUGUUCAAGAAGUGAAUUGUCACUUGCCACAUCAACAUCAUGAUGAUGUGACAUUUUGCUUCUUGAAAAUCAUAUCUAGAAGUUGACUACUGACAUGCUAAAUAAUUUGAGACUAUUAACAGUGGAAUAGUGAUGACAAAAAUACAUUUUUUUGGUUUUUUUUUGUGGAUUUUUCCUUUAAGUUAGUGAAAGGGAUGUUGGCCACCGUGAAAAUGUUAGACUGGUGGUGAAUGGCAAAUUAAUGACCCCCAAAAGCUGCAUUUUAUUCCACAGAUGUGACUGAAGAUGGCCUUUAUAUUAUUUUCUUUAAAGUUUUUUUUUUUCAAAUCAGAAUGUGUGUUGAUCCUAUUUUAAGUGUGUAUUUCGGCAUGAUGAUGAAACCUUGUAGGCUUUACUAAUAUUUGAAAUGGUUGCCUCUACAUUGUUCUUUCGAUUGGCUUUUGGAAAGCAUUUCACAAAGAAAUAUUAAUCUAUAUAAUGUGUAAACAACUAUUGUAGCGUUAGGCCCACGAUUUUAGGGGAAAACAUACGAAAUAUCUACGUAAAUGUAGCCUGCAAUGCUUUUAUUAGGCUAUACUCAAAAUUGGAAUCGAAUUGCUUAUAGCCUCAAACACCCUGAAGCCUUGCAGUCAUCAAGCAGUUCAGAAAGUCAACACACACACACACACACACACACACACACACACACACACACACACACACACACACACACACACACACACACACACAUGUAUAUAGCGAAGUAUAUGCAUAUUUAAUCAGCGAUUGUCAAAUACUUUGACCUGAACAGCCCCCCCCCUUCAUUUCAUGCUCGAUGACAAAUGUUUUGAUGUCUCCGGUGUUCUUUGUAUCUAUCGCUCGAUUAUAUGGACAACUAUUGUAUUGUUACUGUUGCACAGCAUAAAAACAUCUGAAUAAAUCAUUUUACACUUAAA